Messenger RNA from Didymodactylos carnosus, 375 nucleotides. Lineage: Eukaryota; Metazoa; Rotifera; Eurotatoria; Philodinida; Philodinidae. The record is from the annotation of a GenBank genome assembly.
GUUUCACAAGAACGAGAAGCUUGGCAAUGGUUACAAAAUAUUGAUAAAAAUUCUAUAUUUCAUUGGUAUGGACAAUCUUACAUUGUACCAUCAUCGUUUACACAAAUGGAUACAUAUACAUGGCUACAACAGUAUCAUUUUAUGCCUUGGUUAACAUUUGAUGAAUUUACUAGGUGGUUAUACUCUGCACGACUUGUUAGUAUGCCAAUGAUGUGUUCAUGUAAACAAAACCUUAAACUAUAUGUUUGUAAACAUGCAGUAGGAUUUAUGAUUCACCUUAAUCUUUAUGUUAUAACUGAUCCAGCUAAAUUACAAGUGUUAGGAAAAAGGCGUGGACGUCCAAAAAAGGCAGACAAAGCAUUAAGUCGAUCAUAA